This is a messenger RNA of Brassica oleracea var. oleracea, 1669 nucleotides long. RefSeq names its product myrosinase. The record is from RefSeq and is a predicted model, not a curated record. NCBI's taxonomy places the organism in Eukaryota, Viridiplantae, Streptophyta, Magnoliopsida, Brassicales, Brassicaceae. Gene Ontology annotation, molecular function: beta-glucosidase activity. Gene Ontology annotation, biological process: carbohydrate metabolic process.
CAACACAACACAACACAUACAUCAACAGAUUAAACAUGAAGCUUCUUCAUGGACUCGCUUUAGUUUUUCUAUUAGCUGCUGCGAGUUGCAAAGCUGAUGAAGAAAUUACUUGCGAAGAGAACAACCCAUUCACUUGUAGUAACACUGAUAUUUUAAGUAGUAAGAACUUCGGAAAAGAUUUCAUCUUCGGUGUUGCAUCUUCUGCUUACCAGAUCGAAGGAGGGAGAGGUCGUGGUGUUAACGUUUGGGAUGGCUUCAGUCACCGAUAAAGGAAAGGUGAGUAGGGGAGUGAACCAAGGAGGUCUUGAUUACUACCACAAACUCAUAGAUGCACUCCUCGAAAAGAAUAUAACGCCUUUCGUUACCCUCUUUCACUGGGACCUUCCUCAAACACUCCAAGAUGAGUAUGAAGGUUUCUUAGACCGCCAGAUCAUACAAGAUUUCAAAGACUACGCGGAUCUAUGCUUCAAAGAAUUUGGUGGAAAGGUAAAGCAUUGGAUCACCAUCAACCAGCUAUACACAGUGCCUACAAGAGGCUAUGCUAUCGGAACAGAUGCACCCGGUCGAUGUUCUCCUAUGGUUGAUACCAAGCACAGGUGUUACGGUGGAAAUUCUUCAACAGAACCCUACAUCGUUGCACAUAACCAGCUUCUUGCUCAUGCCACGGUCGUCGAUCUUUACAGGACCAAAUACAAGUUCCAAAAAGGGAAGAUUGGACCUGUGAUGAUUACAAGAUGGUUUCUUCCAUUUGAUGAGUCUGAUCCUGCCUCCAUAGAAGCAGCUGAGAGGAUGAACCAAUUCUUUCAUGGAUGGUACAUGGAGCCGCUAACAAAGGGUAGAUACCCAGACAUCAUGAGGCAGAUUGUGGGUAGUAGGCUUCCCAACUUCACCGAGGAAGAAGCAGAACUCGUUGCUGGUUCAUAUGAUUUUCUUGGUCUCAACUAUUACGUCACUCAAUACGCCCAGCCAAAACCUAACCCAUAUCCUUCAGAGACACACACUGCCAUGAUGGACGCUGGCGUAAAGCUCACAUAUGAUAAUUCACGUGGUGAAUUUCUUGGUCCACUGUUUGUUGAAGACAAAGUAAGCGGCAACAGCUAUUACUACCCAAAAGGCAUUUAUUACGUUAUGGACUACUUCAAAACCAAAUACGGCGACCCUUUAAUCUAUGUCACCGAAAAUGGAUUUAGUACCCCCAGUUCAGAAAACCGUGAGCAAGCUAUUGCCGAUUACAAGCGAAUCGAUUAUCUAUGCAGCCAUCUAUGUUUUCUCCGCAAGGUCAUCAAGGAGAAGGGUGUCAACGUGAGAGGAUACUUUGCAUGGGCUCUUGGAGAUAAUUAUGAAUUCUGCAAAGGUUUCACCGUCAGAUUUGGACUCAGUUACGUUAAUUGGGAAGAUCUGGACGACAGAAACCUCAAAGAAUCUGGCAAAUGGUACCAGAGAUUCAUUAACGGGACUGUCAAGAAUUCUGCGAAACAAGAUUUCCUCCGCUCAAGCCUCUCUUCCCAGAGUCAGAAGAAGAGGCUCGCUGAUGCAUGAAACACUUUCCACCCUCAAGAUCAUCUCUAUAUCUCUCACUCUUCCUACUUACUCCAUAGAUAAGGAGCUUCUUCUAUCUACAAUGUACUAAAUAAACAAUCUCAAUAAAAAAAUGAUCAGUUAUAAACGA